This is a messenger RNA of Oncorhynchus mykiss (rainbow trout), 4909 nucleotides long. RefSeq names its product RNA polymerase II elongation factor ELL2. Gene Ontology annotation, cellular component: transcription elongation factor complex. Gene Ontology annotation, biological process: transcription elongation by RNA polymerase II; positive regulation of transcription elongation by RNA polymerase II; snRNA transcription by RNA polymerase II. The record is from RefSeq and is a predicted model, not a curated record. Gene Ontology annotation, molecular function: cis-regulatory region sequence-specific DNA binding. NCBI's taxonomy places the organism in Eukaryota, Metazoa, Chordata, Actinopteri, Salmoniformes, Salmonidae.
AGGUAGAGCUGCUAUAUGCUCGGACGUCAGAGGGACGAUGGUGGAGGGCUGGUAAAGAUGGCGGCGCUCUCCGAGGAUGGGAGGUAUGGACUGAAUUGUGGCCGACGGAAUGCAGAUCGAGUCACCGUAUUGCACGUAAAAUUGACAGAGACAGCUUUCAGAGCAAUAGAGAGCCACCAAACCUGUAAGAAUGUACCGUCCUCGCGGCCAACAAUACAAUUCAAGGGACUCCAAGGGCGCAUUAAGAUCCCAAGGACUGACUCUCUGGAUGGCUCUCAGAACUUUGACUUCUAUCUGUCCAACGUGGGCAAGGACAACCCUCAGGGAAGCUUUGAGUGCAUCCAACAAUAUGUGUCCAGCUCAGGGACCCCGCACCUGGUGUCCUUGGGGACGGUUCAGGACAAAGUCACGGUGUGUGCCACCAACGACUCCUACCAGGUGACCCGGGAGCGCAUGGCGCAGGCCGAGGAGGACAGUCGCAAACGGGGGACCAAGGUCCUCAAGCCUGUGGGCCAGUUCAGAGGUAAGAAAGUCCAGAUCCGCAAGCCAGCGCCGUCAGGCUCCGAACCAGUUGCGGAGCGCAAACGCUCCACCCCCAUCAACCCAGCCAACACCAUCCGCAAGUGCCUUGCCAACAACCCGGUGUCCCAGCGGCCCUACCGCGACCGCCUCGUCCACCUGCUGGCUCUGCGCUCUUACAAGAAGCUGGAGCUACUGGCCAGGUUGCAACGGGACGGGGUCAGCCAGAAGGACCGCAGCUCUCUGGGGAGCACCCUGCAACAAGUGGCCAACCUGAACCCCAAAGAUAACUCUUACUCUCUGAAGGACUUUGUGUACCGCGAUGUGCAGAGGGACUGGCCGGGCUACUCCGAGGAUGACCGCGUUCAGGUCAACGGGAUCUUGGUUCGGAAACUGGGCCUUCCCACUGAGACACUUUCCUCCAGCAGUCCUCUUAAAGACGGCCUCCCGGCUUCCCCACAGAAGUGCCAGCCCGAGUUGCCGGUUCACUUCACCGACCCCCUGAUGCCGAAGAAGCCCCGCAUCUCCCAUGUCACCAGCCAAGGGCCCCCUGCCGCCCCAACCCCCAUCCCCACCUCGUCCUCUAGAGAGCGCCGCGCCCCCCCGAAGGAGGACGACAGCCACCACAGCGCUGCUGCCACCACUAACACAAAGCGCUCGUCUCUCCCAGCCAGUACCACCACCACUGCUGGCCCGCCCCUCAACCACCAACACCUUCCCCCUCCCUCCCAGCUCCAGGUUUCUCAACGCCCUCCCCCGUCGCAUCAGUCUGGCCCGGGCUCCAACUCCAACUCGCCCAGCACGCCCGAGGGCCGUGGCACCCAGGACCUGCCCCUGGACCAGAGCUCCACCUGCCUGGAACCCCCCUCACCGAUAGCCACCUCCAGCCCCCCGAGCAGGACCACUGACCGUUAUGGCCCCUGCAUGCCGCCACCAGCCAGCUCCAGUCCCCAAAGCCACCCAGCCCUCACCAUCUCUUCUUCAUCCUCCUCAUCCUCUACCAUUAUCCCCCCUCCCUCGCCAAGCAGUAGCAAGAAGUCCAAGAAAAAGUCAAAGAAGCACAAAGAGAAGGACCGCGAGAAGGAGAGGCGCAAGGAUGUGCGAAGCAGUAAAGGCGAUGGCCCUGGUGUCAGCCCCCGAGGGGUGCCGGUUGUGGACGCUCAGAGGCCCAGGAAGAGACACCGCACCAAGGCGGAGGAGAAACAAACGCCAGUCAUCCCCGCCAAGAGCCCAGUCUGCCUGGACGAAGACACUAAAGAGAGGCCAGUCCACUCGUCAGACCUAUCCUCCACCACUGUGAUGCCAGAUUACAUAAGUAAGUACACGGCAGUGGUGUCUAUGGACCAGAGGCAGAGCUACAAGGACGAAUUCAAUGCCGAGUAUGAGGAGUACCGCGUCCUGCAUACCCGUGUGGAGAACAUCACCCGCCGCUUCCACCAUCUAGACAACGAGUCCAGGAGGCUGCCUCCCGGCACCAAAGAGUACCAGGAAGUACAUGAAGAAGUGUUGCAGGAGUACAAUAAAAUGAGACAACACAGCCCAAACUACCAGGUGGAGAAGCAGCGCUGCGAGUACCUGCACAACAAGCUGGCCCACAUCAAGCGCCUCAUCGCUGACUUUGACCAGCGCAGGGCCCAGUCCUGGCGCUAGAGCACCAGCUUCAAGACCACAGUGUUGAGGUGGUUUAAGGGGUGGGCAGAGCAAGGGGAGUCCAACUGGCUUUUAUUUAUUCAGACCCCUCUGCCACCGCUUCCUUCCUUUACCCUUUCUACCUUUUGAUUCCACAGGCUGCAGGAGGCUACAGUACACCAUCUUAAAAUUCUUAUUCACUGCCCCCCCCCCCCCUACCUUUUCUCGUAUUGGUUUCUCCUGGACCUCCUCUCUCUUACUACAACACUGGUCUAGAGGAAGGGAGUGGUAGUGAGGGGGUGGUAGGGCAAAAAUACUUAACGCUUCUUACCUUUUGAAGGACUUAUCCCUAAAAAUGAACAACAAAAAUUAAACUUAUUUUUGAAAGCAGAGAAAAUAUUAUACUUACACUUGUAUUUAAGUAAAUAAAGAGGGAGAUCUAUUUAUUUUGGACUGUUAUGAUGGAGGAGCGGUCCACAGAUGAUUUAUUGUUUAAAAAGUUUAUAUUUUCCAAAAGCAAUGCAAAAAAACAUGGGCCUUAUGUGUUUGACUUUAUGAAGCCAUUUUGCACGUGAGAGGAGAUCCCAUGCUGCAUCCCAGUGGUCCAAAGUGGCUCAUCUUCAUUGUAAAGUAGGGGGCUCAAGGAAAGGAAUCCACUUGAGCAAUUGAGAUGUAACACCAAUGUGUGUGUGCAUGGGUUAUAAAUGGCUUAUAAUGGGGGUGGGAUGGGUAAAUUAGGAGUAUCCGUCCCCUGACAGCAGGGGCGUGCUACCCUGAGCACCACCAGUGUUUCUGCCCUCAGUGCAAAAGGGUGCCUUAACGUGUUUAGUUUACACUGCAAUGUCGAGUCGCUGAGACUUCUAGGGUCCCCGAGACACAGUAAAGAAUAUGUCUGAGGUUAGGUGGUACCUUUUUGAGAGGUGAGGGAGUAUCAAGAGGGGCUACAAAGGUCAGGGUGGUUUGUGUGUGCGUGAGUGUGACCUGUGUAUGGGUGGGCGCCAAUGUUAAACGGGGGGGGGGAUUAACGGGUUGGGGCGAAAACACAAGUGGGGAAAGAAAAAAGUAAAAAAAAGCUGCUUUAGUCUUUGUUUGAAGAGCCAGAGCCCUCAGGAUCAACCUGGCUAAAGUUACAUGUUCUUAAUUGGGAGGCUGUUCUAGAGUAGCAAAUCUCUAGGACUACAGCGUUGCCUCGCCAGCUUAUUUAAAGGAAAACAGGCUGUGUUCUGUUUGACGAGGAAAAAAAAAAAAAAAGAAUGCAUCCACCUGAAGACAAAUCUGUAUUACGAUGAAAAAUGUAUUAUUUUCUUCUCGAUUCCAGUUUUGGCAGUGCAGCAGAACUAUGGAAGAACGACGAUUUAGCGUUUCUGUUUUAGGUUUUUGAAUUAAACUCAUGCUGAUUUAGUUUGAUGGAUGGGUUAUGAAAAUCAACUUUUGAGUCUUUAUUUCAUGAUCUCGUUAAUUAACAAGCUCCUUUGAGCUCAAGGGAAACAUUAUGUUUACAAACCUGUGUUAGAAUGUUUGCCCAAAAAUGUGCUGUUCUGGUAUUCCAGUGGGGCAUCUACCUACCAGUUGUCACACUGAUACCAGAGACAGGAUAUGAAAUGUAUUCCCUGGAAAAUUGCUUCUUUUUUUUUGUUCUUUUUUGGGGGGUGGAGAUAUUCUAAUACUUCUUCAUUUGAACUUUUUUUCUGUUUCAGGGGGGUGGGGGGUAUAAAAAAAAUAUAAUUAUAUAUAAUUGUAAGAAGCUGAAGAUGCAAACUUGCUGCAGUAUGGUGUAAUGUAAGUCUGUGAUAGAGCUCAUAUCAACUGUCGUGAAAUGAUUGGGGCUUCCUUUGAAUGGGCCAGUCUCUGCAGCAGACCGACUCUUUCCAGAGGUAGUGUCACUUUUUAAAACAGGAGCUUGGCUCUCUCCAGUCACAAAAGCCAACUAUAUUUCAGUGUUGCUGUAUUUCAAUUUAAUAGUCAAACUCCUAUCAGGACCAUGAGCUCAACAUGCUUAAGAGGGAUUUGUAGACGUGAAAAAUACUUAUUUGCAGAUCCUGAAUAAUUGUGACACUCGUGAGUCCCAAGAGGAGUACUGAAGUACAGGGUCCAUUCCCAGGAAAGUGGGUACUUGGUCGGAGCCUCACUCAAAUAACUUGUGUGAUGGGCUGCUUUUAUUUUAUUUUUUCCCCUUUUCCCAUAACUAUUGCAGUCGUUUCCCAGAAUUUGUGAGUCACCCAAGGUUGACCCAAUAGCCAAAAUGUACGCUAGGCUGCACACAACUCCCAAGGUCUAGUCUGUCUCACUGCCCCCCCCCCUCCCUCCUUUUUUAAAGACAGCUCUGUAACAUAGCUGCAUUGCUGCUAAGCCCCACUCCCUUCCAGCCCCUCUGAAGCAGUAAGCCACUCUGCUAAUCGCUAAUCGUUCUCAUACUGCGGCUCAGGGAGAGGCUGUCCUCGCCGCGACCCCGCAGGCUAAUGCCCAGCUAAAGGAGCGUCCGCCAGGAGAUGGGUCAGAGGACAUUUAGCGGGGUCUUAACAUGGCAGGCCGCUAAGUGACUCAUCAGUACUGCGGGAAGCAAGGAGGAGGGCUGAGAGCGCAAAAGUAGAGGAGUUGUUUUUGUUAUGUUGGGGGAGGAGGGGUCAAGUUUUAAGGAGAAAGGGCAAACAAGUGUUAAACACCAUUUCAAAACUGUAUGAAUUGUGAAGGAGUGGUAAACCUGCCCACCUGAAAAUGCAUUAAAUCAGUACAAUAAAAGCCAACUUGGUUCUACAUUGAA